Molecule: messenger RNA, 843 nt
Organism: Nicotiana tabacum (common tobacco)
Lineage: Eukaryota; Viridiplantae; Streptophyta; Magnoliopsida; Solanales; Solanaceae
Product: light-harvesting complex-like protein OHP2, chloroplastic
Cellular component (GO): chloroplast thylakoid membrane
Source: RefSeq, a predicted model, not a curated record
GCUGUAAUGAGAAACUUGGCCACAUGCUAUCCACAAAAGACCUUUCACUAUCCACAUACAAUCUCCACUUUCUGAUAAACAGUUAAAACCAUACACUAAUUUUCGCUCCUCUUCUUCAAGAAUCCACACAAAAACUUCGACAAAGGAAAAUGUCAGUAGCAUCAUCAUCUUCCUUCCCAUGCAUCAAAAUUCAAAACCCAUCUUCCCCAACUCCUCCUCCUCCUUCUUCUUCUUGUCAUUUCAGAGCACUCACAAUAAGGAGCUCUGGAGCUGAAGGACCUUUGAGAAGACCUAUGGCGCAGCCACCUACCCCUGUUAAACCUGUCCCCCCAUCACCAUCUUCGCCGCCGCCGCCUAGUGCUCCUCCUAAGCAGGUGACAGUGGCUGCCGUGGAUGGCAAGAAUGUAAUUACCAUGGAGUUUCAGAGGCAAAAGGCUAAGGAGCUUCAAGAGUACUUCAAGCAGAAGAAGCUUGAGGAAGCUAAUCAAGGACCCUUCUUUGGUUUUAUUGGCAAAAAUGAAAUUUCUAACGGCAGAUGGGCGAUGUUUGGUUUUGCUGUUGGGAUGUUAACUGAAUAUGCAACUGGUUCUGACUUUGUCGAUCAAGUUAAGAUCCUUCUCUCAAAUUUUGGGAUAGUAGACUUGGAAUGAGGUUCCUUCAUAUCAGAAAAUGCCAUAUAUAAGAUACUCUCCUAUGUAAUUUCAUGUAAAAAAUUUCCAAUUGCUUCAAUUAAUUUUCUAUCUUGAAAUUUCAAGUUUAUUUGCUUAAGACCUUGAUUGCAGUGUAGCAUGACUUACACCCUCCUACUUUUGAAAGAAGAAGAAAAUUUGUUGUUUUUCCAUA